GAUCCUGCUGACGGUGGUGGUCAUCUUCCGCAUCCUGAUCGUGGCCAUCGUGGGCGAGACGGUCUACGAGGACGAGCAGACCAUGUUCAUGUGCAACACUCUCCAGCCUGGUUGCAACCAAGCGUGUUACGACAAAGCCUUCCCCAUCUCCCACAUCCGCUACUGGGUCUUCCAGAUCAUCCUGGUCUGCACCCCCAGCCUCUGCUUCAUCACCUACUCGGUCCAUCAGUCGGCCAAGCAACGCGAGCGCCGCUACUCCUUCCUCUACCCGCUCUUGGAACGCGACGCCAAGAAGACCAAGACCCUCAACGGGGUUCUGUCCCCCAGCCCCGAUGGAGUCUGCAAGGAAGAACCCGAUUGUUUGGAAGCCAAAGAACUUCCCGGGCCACCACCACGACCUCCUCGCAGCUCUAAAACCAAACGCCAAGAAGGUAUCUCCCGUUUCUACGUCAUCCAGGUGGUUUUCCGUAACGCCCUGGAGAUCGGUUUCUUGGCCGGGCAAUAUUUCCUCUACGGCUUCAACGUCCCGGCCAUUUUCGAAAAUUUCGAGUGCGACCGUUACCCGUGUGUCAAAGAGGUGGAGUGUUACGUGUCACGUCCCACCGAGAAGACCGUCUUCUUGGUCUUCAUGUUCGCCGUCAGCGGGGUCUGCGUCCUCCUCAACCUGGCCGAACUCAACCACCUGGGCUGGCGCAAGGUCAAAGCCGCCGUCCGGGGGGUCCAAGCGCGACGGAAAUCGCUGGUGGAGGUCCGUAAAAAAGACCUGUCCCCCCCGACCCCCGCGCCAGCGCUCGGCCGGACGCAGUCCAGUGAGUCUGCUUACGUCUGA
Antrostomus carolinensis (chuck-will's-widow) is the source of this 829-nucleotide messenger RNA. RefSeq names its product gap junction delta-2 protein-like. The annotation marks the transcript as partial. Gene Ontology annotation, cellular component: connexin complex. The record is from RefSeq and is a predicted model, not a curated record. Lineage: Eukaryota; Metazoa; Chordata; Aves; Caprimulgiformes; Caprimulgidae. The transcript has a single exon. Gene Ontology annotation, biological process: cell-cell signaling. Gene Ontology annotation, molecular function: gap junction channel activity.